Molecule: messenger RNA, 1795 nt
Organism: Anopheles cruzii
Lineage: Eukaryota; Metazoa; Arthropoda; Insecta; Diptera; Culicidae
Product: serine protease gd-like
Exons: 3
Coding region: 235-1782 (515 amino acids)
Biological process (GO): proteolysis
Molecular function (GO): serine-type endopeptidase activity
Source: RefSeq, a predicted model, not a curated record
AAUGAGCGUACGAUUCGUGCCCGCCUGGGAAGCCACGCCACGAAUCUUCCACAGUGAGCAGUUCACGUUUAGUGUUUACUUCCCAUAGGGCCAUCAUCGUAAACAAAAACAAGUGCGAUCCGAUAGGCCUGUCAUACGGUUGUUUUGAUUAGCGGAUCGUAUUCCGCGCGGCCGGAACAUCCGAAUGUGGACAGUAACGGAACGGUGAGAGCGCGAGCGAGAGGUUCUUGCACGAUGCAGCCCAGCGUGUUAGGAGUUAGCGACUGGCGAAACUUGGUGGCGUUCCGUUGGUGCCUGGUCUGUGCGGUGCUUCUGCUUGGACCGGUUGCUAACGGGCCGGCCAAAGGCCAGUAUCUGAGUUCGCCGUGUCCGAAAAUAUUUUCCUACCGGUUCGACCCGAACACGAGCGAGCCAUUCGGAUACGUCGAGCUGCACAACUUGCGCAUCGGUCAGCUAGUCAAGCUGAACGUGGAUCUCUCGAUCGGCGUACCGGUUCCGAAGAGCAACGUGGGAUCCAUAACGCUAGUUAAAUCGAGACCGCAAACGUUUCUCGACAUUUUCAACAACCGCCCGGCGCAGUAUCGUGUGAAUUUCCCGUUCACCAACAUCUACCCGUCCGUGCUGGCGAUCAGCGUUAACGGGCAGGCGAUCUGCACCGGGCAAAAGGUAAAGGGACCAAUCGUGACGACCAUCAAUCUGGAGCACACACUGUUCACGCAGGUGCAGCAACUGAACUCGAACGGCAACACGGCGGCCGUCAACGCGAACGGCAUCCAGUACCAGCCGGCGGUCCAUCAGAUCAUCACCCAGCCCUCGGGCCGGCAGACCAACGACACGCCGACGGCGAUCGUUUUCCAACCGCCCGAAACCGCGGUUACCACCCAGCGGUCAGUACUGUUCCCGAGAGUCCUGUUACCACCGUCGCAGCCGCAGCAAACAGUGUAUCGACCUCUGCCAGCAGCGUCGACAAGGAGCUCCUCCGAUAUUUCCUGCGGAACCGUGGCGCCGCUGGGCAGCCGACUGUCGAUCAACGGCAUUCGUUCGUCGAAAGGACAGUUCCCGUGGGCGGCACCGAUUUUCAAUACCGCCGGCGUCUCGAAACCCCAGUACAUCUGCGGCAGUAGCCUGAUUACCCCGACGCACGUGCUGACGGCGGCCCACUGCAUGUAUUUUCCCGCCGGCAUGGAACGCCAGGCGGACCAGCUGUCGGUCGUGCCCGGGAUGUACAACAUCGACAACUUUUUCGACAGCAGCAACCAGGAGCGCGACGUGGCGCGGAUAUUCAUUCACGACGACUACUACUUCGAGGACGCCGAACUGACGGACUCGGACAUUUCGGUGCUGGCGCUCGCCCAACCGGUCGUCUACAACGAUCUGGUGCGGCCAAUCUGUCUGUGGAGCGAAAGUGACAACCUGGAGCAAAUCAUCGGCGCCAAGGGCUUCAUUUCGAGCUGGGGCGUUACGGAGUCGGGCGGGGAUGCGACGUAUCCGAGCUACGUGACGGCCACCGUUAUCGACAAGCGGGACUGCUCGCGCCAGCUGGGCCGCCUGGUACCGCCGUCGUCACGAACGUUCUGCGGUGCCGGCUACGGUGCCGUGCCGUGCAACGGUGACUCCGGGAGCGGGUUGGCCCUAAAACGCGGAUCACGGUUCUACCUCCGGGGGAUCGUGUCUACGGGCCAGCUCGACAUCAACACGCAGCUGUGUGACUCGAAGAAGUACGUUAUCUACACGGAUGUCGCUCCGUUCCGGUACUGGCUGUCGCGGAUUGUUAAAAAGUAGCGCGGCCAACGAU